AGAUAAUGAUUGACAAGCUCCUUCAAGAAUUCGCUGAAGAGAAUUUUGGGGACCUAGAGGGAAACUUUUUUCCUGUUGUUUAUGGCCGAAUCCAAGAGAUAAAGUUAUUUGCUCUGUUGGUUAAGGAACAAAGAGCCUUUUAUGAACGUCCGUUUAAAAGAUAUAAGCUCACAACACUUGCAGGACUAGAAGAAUAUGUAGCUGAUGACAAGGACAAAUUUCUUGAAUCCCUGAACAAACACAUUGGAAAAGACGAUCCUGGAAUAGUUCUAAAGAAGGAGAACGAGGAUGAUAAAGGCGCUUCAAGGUAAAUAUAAUUAAGCAUAUUCCGUUAGCAGCUAGGCUGAGUGGUCAACAUGUCGAACAUUCCAUUUAGGAAUCAGGGGCAGCCAAGGACAGUUUUCUGUAAAGUGUUCGGAGAAGCAAAAAUUGCCUAGAAUUUGCCGUACCUCGAGGAAGGCUAAGUAUUUCUAGAUGACCGUUCCAUUUAUGUACAAUUUUCGAAGCUUAUCUACUGAUAAAUUCCCUACGAUUUUCUGAAGUUUAAUUUUUCGCGUUUCACUCCCCAGAUUAAGCUAUAUUUGCAGAAAAAGGAAACCUAAAAUUUUCGGAUUCGAAAAUGUGCGCGAUGGGAAGAGGAAUCAGAAAAAUUCUCACUCUCUUCGUUAAAAUUUGAAUUUCAUCUAAAACUUUCUUCGGGAAAAUAAUACCGAGGCCCUGGUAAUCAUAAUUCCAAAAGUUGCCCUAGGACGACAGAACAGAUUCAAAUUUGAUAGCGCCAAAUUGGAAUGCAUUCCUAAAGAUCUAUAAAUUUAAAGUACUCUGGAUAGCCUAAAAAGUGUUUUCAAUGCAUUUAGGAGAAAAUCAUCGUUGGUUGCCACUGAGGAAUCCUGCUGGACUUGUCUCACGCUCUGACCACUGACUGAAAUUAUAAUCUCUUCACACCCGAAUUCGCUUCAAUUCAAUUUGAGACUAUUUGGCUAGAUUACGUGUCACAGAGUAAUCUUCUGAAGGUAGAGCAGCUAAGUGUAUUUCCUCUACAAACCAAGAUUAAUAUUUUGCAUUUUCCUGAAUUCUGAUAAUUAAAAAAAUGCUGCUUUAUUUGUAGACUAACAAUUCAGUGGUUCAACCGGAGCAACUGGGAGUAUGUAAAAUGUCUAAUAAUUCCUCAGUUAGCCCAUGGGUAUUUACUUCUGCAUGAAACGCCUGACUCUAACCUUUGGGAUAUAGGUCGGGCAAAUUAAUUUCAGUAAAGUAUUUUUCCUGAGACAUUUUUGAACACUAAAUUAUGACUCUCUGGGUUUUUUUUAUUGUGGGAUCCUUUGGGUCUUUUCCUCAUUCUUGCCUCAGUAACUGUCAUGAUUCCUAACCGUUUCCGUCAUCGUUUGCGACAUCCACUCAAACUUGUGACCUAAACUGAUUCUUACUCGUUUCUUGCUCGUUGAGUGUGACCUUGCUGAGGCUGCUAACCCUUGGUGGAGUUGUGCCGCACUGUUCUCAAUUUCUGAUCCCUUUUCAGACAAAAAUGUGUCAUUUCCACACCCAUUUUCAGACCUGGUUCCUAAAAUCGAUACCCGUUUUAAGACUUAGCUUUAAUUGAAAGCCAUUAUCGUUUUGCGAACCCAUCAACUUGUCCUUGUGAAGUCAGCAUAUUAUUUGAGCCUUAUUAACAUCCUUUCGUCGUAUUUGACACUGAACAUUACUUCAGACAAACAGAUGUUGAUGCGCUAUUGGCUCCCUUGAAAAGGUACCAUACCCAAUUGAAGAGUUCAAUACGACCUAUACGUAUAGAGGGUCCUCAAUAGGGUUCUUUUUAUCCCGUCCUGCAGACCCAGAUUUUUGCUCAGUCCCGUAAUCCUGAUGGUUAUUUGCGUCAUUUGGUCAUCCUGCUUUUUGUGCACACUUUCAAUCCCGAAUCUCGACUCCAUUUUGCUUUGAAAUCCUAAGUGCAGAACUUCAUAUAAGAUUAAUCCCGAAAAACCUUUUGAGGAACCUCAGCAUACCCGUUUUCAGACCAAAAACGGCUCAUAAUCCUACUCAUUAGGACAGCACAUACCUACAUAGCUCAUAUACGUAAAGAAGCAUCCCCGAGGGGGGGGAAGACGGGGAUGACAACCCGACAUUCGAAAUCUUAUACUAGUAUUUUGCACUUCUUAAUUUAGCUCAGCAGAAAUUGGAAUCAGGGCAGCUAAUUGUGCCAACGCAAAGAUUAAGAUUAGUGAAGACCUCGGAUUCCUAGAGCUGGGUAAAAUUGAUCAAGAUUACAUGAUUGACCCGGACGUACGUGCUCUAUUGGCCAAUACAAAACUGGACAUCAAUAAAGCAGAAGUCUUUCAAGACAAAAAGUUGCGUUUGAUAACCUCAGUAGUUUACAGUGAGCGAUUUGAGGUUAAAGGCAACAGAAUGAAAGAGGUAUUUUACCAUUUGAUAUAAUCAUUCCCAGAUGAUGAGUCAAAAGAGAUUCGUCCCAUGUAAGAGAAUCCAGAGAUUCCGGAAUCCAGGAAAUUUUUUUCUUAUGGAGUCCGGAAUCCUGGGCUUUAGAAUUCGGAAUAUAGCUUAAAGAAUCCGGAAUCCUACUAAAGAUUGGAAUCCAGAAUCCAAAUUCCACUAAGAAAAUCUGGCAUCCAGUACCUGGAAUCAGGAAUCCAAGACUGUUUUGGAUUCCCCUAUGAAAUAAACGUUCAUAGUCACCCCCCCGCUACCUCCCCAAAAUAACAAGUAUAGGCCGCGAGGUUCUUAUUUGAAUGUCCCCCCGGUGUCCCCGUAGGAAAGUCUUAAAAAAAACAAAAAAAUGGAGUGUCCAAUUUUAUUUUCAGCCCCCACGUUUAAUUUCGCUCUGUCGCCGCUGUGUAACCAUAUAACCUGGCCAGACCAUACCAUUCAAUCAAAAUCAAUAAUCAAUAACUUCAAUAAUAAUCAAUAAAAAUCUAUAGCAAUAAAUUGAUUGAUAUUGAAAAUCAAUAAAAAUCAAUGCGCAGUCUUGAGUGGUUUUCGAUUUUCAUUGAUUUACGUUGAUUUUAUUGAUUUUUAUUGAAAAAUGUGCUUUCUUUCACGUCACACGGCUUAGAAAAUAAAGCCACUUUUAUUAGUUUUCAUGGUCCAAUGUACGAUAAAUUAAGAAAUUAAAAGAGUACAACAGAAACAACAAUACAAAGAACAAAUUAAUUUAUCUUUCUGUAUUGACAACAGGCAAAAACAGUAACUGAAAUACUAUUGUUGCGGCUGGGUUCCCUGUUUUCUUGUUUCCCGCCCUUUUAGAUCACGCGAUGAGUUUUUUUGUCGUACGAAAGCACUCGAUAUAUCAUAUUGUAGCGAUUCACACGAAGUAACGACGUUUUAACGCUUGACAACGUAUAUAUAUAUAUAUAUAUAUAUAUAUAUAUAUAUAUCCUUGUUUGUACGGAUUGGUUUGUUUUGUCCAAAUAAAGUGUUAACGCCAGUUUACGAGUGGAUUUGCACCUCACAACUGUACUUACGCGAAAAUAUCCACCUGAUGUAGUCAAAGUGGGCUAACACGAUCAGCUUGAAGAUGGCUAAGCUGGCCUCUUUCACUCCAAACUUUGAAUGCGUUACCGAGUUCUCCCCUGUUCUUGGAAACUGAAAACACUGCCCCUUUCUUUACCUUAAAAGGACACGAUUAUCGAUUUUUAUUGAUCAGCUAAAUUAUUGAUUAGAUUGAUUGAAAUCAGUGAUUGAUUUUCAUUGAUUAUUGUCGUUAGGAACCUGGUUAUACGAAGGAUAGUUUGUUAUUUUCAGAGCAUUGCUACGUGACGUUUCUGUUAUUUCAAACAGAACACCGUUCUCGGGCGAACAACUGAACAGGUCGUUAGACGAAUUCAUGACUAGUUUUGAGAAUCGCCUAAACAAAUUAGUGCGUUAAAAGUGGAUCACGACUUUGAUUUUGCCUUUCUUGAUUACCAUAAUGUUAAGUAACACUUUUAAUUUCUUGGCUUCAACGUAGAGUCUUCCAGCCUAGAAUAUUUUUAUGACACCAUAGAUUUAUGUUUUUUUUUUUGAAAUUUUGAUGCCAUUUACAAUUGCGGCUAUUUGUCAAAUACUACAGACUGAACAUCUCUUUCAUUUUAUGCGCAUUUGAUCAUAUUUACAUGUAUUUUGCGCAAUAUAAAUAUUAAAUCAUCAUUAUUAUUAUUAUUAUUAUUAUUAUUAUGCACAGAAUCUGUACACAAGUUUUGUUGUUUGCUGGUUGAUUGGUGUGAUGGCCUAACUACUUCAUCUUAAUACGUAUUACUAUUUUCUUAGAGGAGUAUUUGUAUCAAUUUUGAAGGUGGAAGUUGAUGGUGGAGUCAAGAUUCCCGUUCACAUUUUGGCCCAGUUGAAAGGGAUGUUUAAGAAGUGCAAUAUUCCCCCAAAGAUGGCCACAAGGAACACGCGUGGACCAUUCCUGUUCAAGUGUUGCCGUGUUGUUUAUAACAAAGAAAAAAACCGAUUGGAGCUUCCCAAAGGAGAGGUAGUUGGCAAAAAUAUUUUCAGAGGUGACGAGGACGACGAGGAAGAUGAGGAAUAUAAAAACUCAGCAGUAAGCCUGGAGGAGGGGGAGGAAACCGAUUUAACAGGUAAAUCGAUAAUUAACAAAUCAAUAUGAUUUUAAAACCACGCCGGACUUUUAAUAGUUAUCUUUUUUAAAUUCGCAUGGAUACAAAUAAGGCCCGGUUCAAACGUCGAACUUUUCAUGUGCCGAACUUAAUACCUAUUUGGGUGGAACCAAAUGAUUAAGUUCGACGGUUGAUUCAGACGUCGAACUUAAUUUUUGGAGUAAGCAAGUACUAUUUUCGCCCCUUUGAAAAUAUGAAAAUGAACUGAUAAAGGGGUAUGAAACGAUUCAUUUUCUUUCCAUUUCGUUUCAGUAGUUAGUUUGAGCAUCUAUAGUCAUCGAGUCGGAAUAGCUUUUUCUGCUAUGUUUCGUUGUUUAUGUUAAAGGAAAUCGCAAUGAUAUUGAGGUACAAAUACGCACCGUGAAUGCUAAAGCAUACAGAUAUAAUGUUAAUGCAUGUUGGAAGUCGACCGUUUUGAGCUGUCCAGUUCCAGCACGUUUUAAAACUCCAUAUCGAGAAAGCUGUUAACAGUCAUCAAGCUUCCGUGCGUUAUCUUCAUGUAUCACAACUCAUCAUACAGCCAAUGCAAUCAUAAGCGAUGUUAUAUUGAAAAAAUAUAUUAAAGUAAUUUAUGCAUUAGGUUCGACAAAUGAGGUUCGACGUCUGAAUCGCUGUGGCACUUUUGCCGUUCUAUUACUUUUUCGACUGGCGCAGUCGAAUAGAACGGCGGGUCGACCCAAAUACAAAUCUGUCGAACCAAAUUGCUUCAUACGUCGAACUUUUCAUAUGUCAAAUCUGAUAAUUAGGUUCUGCACAUGUAAAGUUCGACGUUUGAACUGGGCCGUACUGUAUAUAGAGAAUACUUCAUGGAAAGUGCUUUGUACGGUAUUUACGCACGAGUUGUUGACGUAUCAGAAAUCGAAAGAGUGGGCGCAGCGAACGAGUAAGAUUUCUGAUACGAAAACAACGAGUGCGUAAAUACCGUACAAAGCACUUUCCAUGUGGUAUUGUGUUUAUUAUAUACAUACUGAGACAUUCAUCAUUUUGGUGGCCUUUUUAUUUUAAAUCUUUCAAAAAUGCUAAAAUUUGCCGCUACACACUUACCGCAAAAUGAAAACGAAAACAAUGUAUCAGCUUUUUAGUAAAAACCUUUGUUAAAAACAUAAAUGACGGUAAGGAUAUGAGGUAAUCCAAGAACUAUAAGAAAUCUUAACUGUUUGUUCUCGAUGCACAAUUGAAAAUGAGUGAAUUUAAGUAAAAUGGCCGGUUUCAAUAUAAGCGUAAGCUUAAAUGAAAGGCAAAGUAGCUCCGAUAAAAAGCACAACAAAAGCUUACGUCUCGUUCUGUUUUUCCCUUUCCGCUGUUGUUUCGCCGGCUCUCUACCGUUUUCUUUAUCGACAGUGAACCAAACGAAACUAUUCCACUCCAUUUCCGAAAUGUUUUUCACUUUUUUAGCUAGAAAAACUCUUUGAGUAAAACUUUUCUCUUUGAAUGUGUGCGAAGCGGCGCUGCAAGCUGCAAUAAAAGGCGGGAAUUUUGGCGCGAAACUCACACACCUCUGUGGCUUCUGAUUGAACGUAUCAUUUUUCUCACACGUGAAAAAACAUCGUUCGCGAUUCUGAUUGGACGUAUCAUUUUUUUCACGUGUGAAAACCAUCGUUCGAUCCUCUGAUUGGCUAGAACUAAUUUACGUACGAAAAUUUACGACAUAACUUUUUGGUGAGUAUUUCUCAGUAUGUAUAUAAUAAAACAGACAUCUACAUGCAAAACAUGUCGUGGUACCAAUAAGUCCACGCAAGAGCCAUAAUGGGACUUGGUCCACGCCGUAUCGAUGACUAAUCAAAGGCUUGCCAGAUUACUGCAGGGUAUCAUCUUCCAACACAAACCCUCAUCAACUAGGUUUUGAUAUGUUGCAGAUUUCGAAACGAUUUCUGCUUUAGUGGACAGCCUUUGAUCUUCUCAAAAGGUUCCAUCAACCCUCCUCCCCCCCCCCCGCAACCCUUGUACCACGAUGAGGGUAUGAAUUCCCUGUACGUCCGAGGGUUAAAAUCUAGCGGGGUUUAUAUGCAGCUCUGGGUUGUCUAGUGUUCUUGGUAAUAAAGCCUGCAAAGUCGACUGCUUUAAAGAGAUUCCAAUGGCAAAAGCCAAACUGUCCUACUAUAGUUCGUUUUCAAUAGACUGAUGUACUGUUUUUCUCGGCUUUCUUUACACAAGUUACUGACUCCUGAUACAGAUAAGGGAAUCAACACCAGAUGAGCACACAGGUUUUUCUUUUAUAAUUGAAAAAAGUUGAAAAAAAAAGUGCAUUCUUACUCAAAAAUGGCUUGACCUCCUACUACUUAUGACGUCAUAUCUCGUAAAACAUGGUAGCUGACCAUCACUAAACUUGUUUCAAAAUGCGCGCCAGGGAUAAAAGCGCCAGGUGUUGAUGUUAUAUUGUCUAGGAAAAAAAAUCAAAUCAAAUCGUCUUUCCUAGACGAUUAAACAUCAGCACCUGAUGUACCGCUUUCGGUAGCAGCUCGUUUAUCCUUCGCGCGCAUUUUGAGACAAGUUUAGCGAUGGUCAGUUUCUAUGGUUACGAGAUAUGACGUCACAAGUAGCAGGUGGUCAAGCCAUUUUUGAGUAAAAAUGCAUGUUUUUUCAACUUUUUUCAACAAUAAAAGCAAAACGUGUGGAUGAAAUGAUGCAAAGUAAUUAUUUAUGUGUUAUUUUACAUGUUAAGCGCAAAAAUCAUUAAUUCUCAGUGUUUUUACCUGAUUUUUAAUUCUUUAUAAAAUCCAAGAUGGCGACCAUGUUUGGUGACGGCACAUACCUCCAGUAGCGCCGCCACCCAUAACAUAUACCUCAUCAUGUAGAGAAGAUUAAAGGCUAUCCGCUGAAGGCAAAAUCGUUUCGAAAUAUUGCAACAUAUCAAAAACCCAAGGGAAGGGGCGGGGGGGUCCAUCAUCCCCUUUUACCACGGUGGGGUAUGACGUUGCGUGUACGUCUAAGGAUUAUAACUUGUUGUUGAUUGAGUGUGAUUAAACUAUAGUGCAGAACAAUAGCAGUUUAUUUCAAACCCAACUGAAAAAGCCACGUUUCCAUAUGCAUCGGUGACCUAAAACGUAAAAGUUGAAUUACGAGACACUAAAUCAGAAACCUAAUCAGGGAACUAUCAGGACCGUCGAGUCUGCAAUUAUGACACCGUGUUGUAACUGUCAAAUCUUAGAUGUGGAUAAACCUUUGGCGGGCAAGAAUUAAUACCAAACAACUAUUCUCUAUAUAUCUUAGAUUCUUUCACAAGUGAGGAUAGUGCGAAGCUGGAGGAUAUAAAGAAGUCAGUGUUAAUGCCUACCAAGAACAGAGAGGAGCGUAAAGAACGGGUCAAAAAGUACCUGAAGUGGGUAAGAAUGGAAAGCAAAUAAUAUGUCGCACCAAGAGCUCAUAACCCGGAGAGUAAAACUCCCAUGAGAUAACUUUUCGCAAUGACGUUAUCACAGAUCAAGUUAUCUUUAGCAUUAUUUUGGAGUAAUUUUUCUACGAAAAUGGAAGCACCGCUUUAUAUGUGCAAGUAUAUGAUAUAUGAAAAAAAAAAGAAAAUUAAAUGUCAUAAAAAGCAUCAAAAACGUGUUUUUUUUGGCCUCCUCUUAUUACUGAUUGAUUUUUUUAGACUUUUUUGAUAGUCGAAAAUUGCGGAAAUCGAUCUAAGAAUAAACUAAUGUGUGAAAACGUCGUUUCGUAGGAGGGAGCUCCAGGGUAUGGACCUUCAUGGUCACACACAAAUCAACUUGAGAGAAAGAAAAAUAGGGCAAAAUUCAGAUAUCAGUGAGGAGCCAUUUCAAUAUUUUAUGCAUUAGGUUUAUUUUGACGUUUCAAAAGAAGUCGCUCAGUCGAAGUUCUCAUGAGGGCCACCCUAACUUAAUUCAUGAAUCGGGGACCCAUUUAGAAAUGUCACCUCUUGUUAAUUGAUUCAAACGUCGAUCUUUUAACAAUUUAAUGACUUCAUUGAAGAGAUUAGGUUCGCCGGGUAGAUGAAGAGUUCGACGGGGCUUCUGUACGUACCUUUUUACUAUUACUGACUUAUUACUAUUAUUACUUACUAUUGCAGUUUGUAGAAGCGCUGACAACAGGCCACAAAAGGUUGUGUCUUGAUGAGCCUCUUACUGAUGAAGAUUGCCAGUUUCUUCGAAGCAUUUUUGUGCCCGCCAUUAAGAAUCAGUCAAUUUUGGCUCUCCCAAAAAAUUUUGACGAAGAAAAGAUUCAAGGAUACGCAAUUGUUUUGAAGAUUAUUUCUGGUAAGAUCCUACCUGUUUGCACAAAUAUUUUCUUUACAAUAUUUACUAUUUUGCUAUCCUGGUAAAAUCAGGAUUGAAUUAACAAAUCAAGAGAAGAGUCAUGAUAAUAUAAUAGUUAUUAAAUGAGGCUAAGUAUGAUGUGAAUGAUAUUGAAGAAUUAAUGCAGAUUGAGAUGGGUGUUAUCCAACCCCGGACCUAUGGCCGAGGUAGAUAACAACCUCUGAGAUCUGCAUUAUUGGUCAUUUCAUAUACGAAGCCGAAUUUGAUAAUUGUUUUGCUAUUUUCUUUUCAAAGUAUUUUCUAAGCUCUUUAACAUCCUUACCUCUCCACAGACAUUCUUAAAAACUUUGGUCUAUUUCUCGGCACAGAAAAUAAACAGAAAAUAAAAUAUUUUUAUGAUUGUAAUACUUACGUCUUAUAAAUGUUUACUAGACGAUUUUGUUUAUAAAUAUUACGAGAAUUAUGAUUUUCUCGUUCUUGAUCAGACAAAGGGCCAUCUCGUCACGAAUGUCUAUGUGUCUUUUAAAUGCGCGCUCUAUAAAUAAUAAGGCACUAUUUAUCAAAGACUAUGUAGUUGAUCAUCAAAUUGAAAUCUUGGGGACUACUGAAACUUGGACCAAAUCAGAUGGAGAAUCCAAUCGUGUUGUAAAUGAGCUGAGUCCCCGGGAUAUUCUUUCAUCUAAGUACCGAGAAAAAAACGAUCUGGUGGUGGUAUUAGCCUGUUAUAUAACACAAGCCUGAAAAUCGAAAGGGUUGAUUGUAACAGUUAUGCCUCUUUUGAAUACUUGGAGGUGAAACUGCGUACUGCAUCAAUAGUUGUUAGAAUUGCAGUUGUUUACCGCCCUCCUUCGUCAAAAGUUAAUAACCUUACUUCCGCCCAGUUCUUUCAUGAUUUCAACGAUCUGCUCGAACACUUCUCAUUUUCCUCUGGUAGCCUUUUGAUCAUGGGUGACUUCAAUUUUCAUGUAAACGAACCAUCUCGUGAUCGUCUGGCGGCUAAAUUUCUAGAUUUUUUGGACUCUUAUAACUUGGCCCAGCAUGUUACAGAGCCUACACAUAAGCGUAAGGACACGCUGGACUUGAUAAUUACAAGGGCAAACGAGGAUACUGUUUUGAACUGUAAGGUUGAGGACCCUGACCUAUCUGAUCACUAUGCGGUACACUGCAAGUUGACAUUGGAUAAGCCCACUCCUCGUAGAGUAGAAAAGACCUAUCGAAAACUGCGAAGUGUAGAUAUGGAGGCUUUACGGAGAGAUCUGAGAACUUUACCUGUUUUCACCUCCCCGGCUACAAAUGUAACCGAUUUAUUAGCACAGUAUCAAAAUGAUCUUGAUGGUUUGCCCGAAAUCCAUGCGCCCCUAAAAAGACGUGUGGUCACCUUAAGGCCUUCCACGCCAUGGUGUAAUGAUGAAAUUGCGUCUGCAAAGAUUGAACGGCGUAAACUGGAGAGGCACUGGCGAAAAACUAAACUAACGGUACACCAACAAAUAUACAAAGACAAAUGCAAACAAGUCAGGUCUUUAAUUACAUCGGGAAAGAUGGAGUUUUACUCUGAUUUCAUAAAAGAAAACAAAGGCAAUCACAAGGUGUUGUUUUCCGCCAUUGACCGCAUGUUAAACCUGACACCGGAGAAGUGUUACCCUUCUUGCGAGUCUGCAAAAGAAUUAUGUAACAACUUCGCGGAUUUUUUCUCAAGCAAGAUUGCCACAAUUCGAUCGAAUCUAGACUCUUUGGCACUGCCUGAUAUCCCUUUCCGAUUUUCCCAUUUUGAUAAUCCCUCUAUUCAAUGUGAGUUUAACCAGUUCAAGCCGACUACUGCUGUCGAACUGAGCAAAUUGAUUACUAAAAUGGCUAGGAAGUCGUGCCCUCUAGACCCGAUUCCUUCUAACUUAUUUAAGUUGUGCUUUUCUGAUUUGGUACCAAUCAUAACAAAGAUUGUUAAUUGCUCUUUAGAAAGUGGUGAAGUUCCUCUGCCUAUGAAAAGGGCUAUUUUAUCUCCUCUUCUUAAAAAACCGUCCCUUGACACCGAGCUCUAUCCAAGCUUCAGACCGGUAUCGAACCUCAUGCUUGUGUCCAAGGCGACAGAAAAAGUAGCGGCUACGCAACUCUGGGAAUAUUUAUGUUCAAAUGGAUUAAAUGAGGAACUUCAGUCUGCUUAUAAAGCUAUUCAUAGCUGUGAAACAGCUCUGAUUCGAGUACAGGAUGAUAUCCUCAAAGCCAUCGAUAGUCAUCGCGGUGUUUUGCUUUUGCUAUUGGAUCUUUCUGCAGCCUUUGAUACGGUUGAUCAUGAAAUUCUUCUAGGAAGACUCUCCUCUAGGUUCGGUAUCAAAGGAAAAGCCCUGGACUGGCUACGAUCUUACCUUACAGACCGUACUCAGCUUGUGAAAGUAGACGACGCUUCAUCCACGGUACGACCCCUUCAUUGGGGUGUGCCUCAAGGUUCGGUCCUAGGCCCCAUGCUUUACUUAUUGUAUACAUCUCCACUGGGUGAUAUUGUUCGUGAGCAUGGCUUGUCGUUUCCCUUUUAUGCUGAUAACUCGCAGCUUUAUACAUUUUUGCUUGCAAUGACACCUCUGAUCUAGUGGCUGCAAAACAACGUCCUGAGAACUGCGUUGCUGACAUCAAUUUGUGGAUGACUGCCAACAAGUUAAAGCUUAACAAUGAUAAAUCAGAAUUUCUCUUUCUGCACUCCCGUUUUCGUCAUUCGUUGCCUCCGCCCACGAUUUCUGUUGGCAUGGAAAAUAUCAGGCCCUCUCAACAGGCUCGCAAUCUUGGCGUGAUUUUUGACGACAGAAUGUCACUUUCACCUCGUGUUAAUACAAUAGUUAAGAGUGCCUUCUAUCACAUACGAAAUAUUUCUAAAAUAAGAAAAUACAUCAGUACAAGUACCACAGAAAUUCUAAUUCACAGUUUUGUUAGCUCGAAGUUGAACUUUUGUAAUUCUCUUCUUUUUGGUGCCCAAAAACGGGACAUAGCCAAGUUGCAGUCCGUUCAGAAUGCGGCUGCUCGAAUUAUCGCCGGUCUCAAAAAACGAGAUCACAUCACCGAGACUCUAAGAGAUCUUCACUGGCUUCCUGUUGAGGAGAGAAUUGUUUUUAAAAUAAAUUUAAUAACUUUUAAAACAUUGAAUGGCUCCGGUACCCGAUAUCUUGAAGAUAUUUUAAAAUUUUACAAUCAAGCAAGGACAUUACGGUCAUCAAGGGAUUAUUUACGCCUUGAAGAACCAAAUUUUAACAUGAAAACUUAUGGCCAACGAACGUUUUCCGUUGCUGCCCCCUGACUAUGGAACAAGCUCCCCUUUGAAAUUCGAGCUUGUUCUGAUGUUAAUCUUUUUAAAUCUUAGUUGAAAACGUUUGUUUUUAAAAAGGUAUAUGACAUUUAGUUUCGUCAUAUUUUUUUUUGUUUUUGUUUUUUUCUUUCCUUUUUAAGUUGUGUACAGUAGGGUUAUAUGUAAGCUUGUGCUUAAUGAUAUUCUUAUGUCCUUUUUUACAUUGUAAAGCACUUAGAACAGCGAUGUAUAAGCGCUAUAUAAAUUCCAUUAUUAUUAUUAUUAUUAUUAUUAUUAUUAUAAGUUUAAGUAUAAGAAACUGGUGAUCACCAGACUGAGGAACAUAAAUACGAACAGAAAUAUGGACAUAAUUGCCUUAAAAAAUCUUAAUUCCUCACACACAUCAUAGUUAGUAAAGGAGACUGGUUAUGAAAGCCGGCAAUCAUCAAAGUUGAAAACUACGAUUCUGUAGGAUGGCGCAGUGAUUAAUGCGUAAUGCGAUGUUUCUAUUGGUCAGAAAGUUCAAAAUGAUAGGAAUGCUACUGAACGUUGUGCAAGCUGGUCAGGUCCAAAAAAGCAAACAAAAACUGAUAUAACAGCGGGUUUUAUAACCAUUCCACUUUGAAUUAGUAACUAAAUCUGCGCGUACGGGGUCAGUUUGUCGUUAGAUUAAUUGUUAGCUUAAACUGAAUUGAUUUUGUUAAAAAUAAAUCUAUGUUCCAUCUUGAUUCCAUGCUUUAGACUUGUCCGAGGAAAGCUGGGAUGAAAUAGAGAAAGCUUGGGCUGAGGAGGAAGAGCAUUUGGAAGACAACAAAUGAACUGACUGACAACUGUAAUCACGUUCUCUUAUCUCGAUUCAAGUGUCGGUGUAGGUGUGAUCAGUUUUCGAUAUAUGUUAAAAAAAUAGUUGUCGGUGUUUUGAUUCAAGUGUUCUAUAGUCAGUGUCAGUGAUGCAUUGCUCAGUAAGAUCACUGGAAACACUGAGAAAUAGUUUCAAACGCGCUUUUUGGUAAUUUUGCAACAAAUCCGCUGACAAGCACCAUACGUUCAGUUGUAAUAUGAAUGACUUGAGUGUGUAUAAUAUGUCUUGCAUAAUCUAAAAAAAGUUCGCCUACAGUACGUCCGAAAUAAGCUCUUGAAAAUGUGAGAGGUGCAUUUUAAAAUCUCACACAAUUAUACUACUGCAUGAGAAAUUUCUGCAAUCUUAUUGGCUUAGAGCAGUGGUAUUUCAGCUUAAUUUGAAAUAUCUACAUGUGAAAAUUACAAACCUUUUGCGGGUAGUAGUAUAAACAAAUAAUAGCAUGAUUUGUACGUGAUAUUUGGCAUAACUACCACUCGUGAUAUUUCAAAAUUGUCUAAAUUUCACUUGCCUAACGGCUCGUGAAAUUACGUAUAACAAUUUCGAAAUAUCACUCGUGGUAUUACCUAUACUAACCCGGGUUCACCAUUAAUAAAUAAAUUUAAUAAUUUAAUUCCAUACCAAAAUGACGUGGUGAAAGAGAAGAUAUCAAUCAAGAAUUUUCAUUUCAAAUUACUUGCUAUAAUGAGUACUAGCCAAAUAUAGCUAAGAAAUGUGAGAAAAGUGGAAAUUUAAAGUUGGACCUGAAGCAACUGAAAGAAAACAAAUCAUUAAUUGAGGACUAGUGGACGAUAAUUACUGAUCUCUUUCUUCUUUCCACUUUCAUCAGCCCAUCACCGUUGUGUGUUUCUGCUUUACUACUUGUUUUGUUUGCUUAUUUGUUGUUUCAGUUUCACCCAACUUUAACUUGAAACUGGCUUUGCUUUCACGUGCGCGACCACUUGCUUUAGAUAGGCAAGGCAGACCAAACUGAAGUAGGCUGAAAACAAAUCAGAAGAUGGAAUGUUCGGAUUCCGGAUUCCAGGUACUGGAUUCCAGUAUUUGUAAGUGAAACUUGGAUUCUGGAUUCCGAUUGUCAGUGGGAAUCCGGAUUCCUUGAGCUGUAUUCCAAAUUCCAAAACCCAGGAUUCCGGAUUCCAUACGCAAACUUUUCCUGGAUUCCGGAUUCCACAUGCAAAAAUAUCCCGGAUUCCAUCAAUUAUUUUAUUUUAGUUUCUUAGUACUUAGCAGUCUCCAUAAAAUACAUUAUUUCCGCUGAUCAAGAGAGAAUCCUUCAUUCUCUUGUGCUGAUUAUUCAUUUUCAAGAUAGUUUUGUUGAAGGUACUUAAACCAGUGCCCCGUUAAUUGAAGUGUAGUACAUACCGGGUUUUAUUGUUGC
This is a messenger RNA of Porites lobata, 14332 nucleotides long. The record is from the annotation of a GenBank genome assembly. Lineage: Eukaryota; Metazoa; Cnidaria; Anthozoa; Scleractinia; Poritidae.